AUGCUCAUCAAGACGUUGCUCUCAUGUCUCCUCCUUCCCUUGGGCAUCAUGGCCGCGCUCGACGACAAGGCGCAGCUAGCCAACCGGACUAUUGAUCGUACCAUCUCACUUCGGACACACUCAAUAUACCCCCCAUACAUUGACCAAGACUUGCAAAAUCGCUGGUGGGACUUCGGUGCCGAUGCCUACGUCAACACCAACAAAUACAUUCGUCUCACGCGUGCCCGGGCAUCUCAAAUGGGCUGGCUUUGGUCGCGUGCCCCUCUCACUGCGUCUAACUUCGUACUCGAGAUCGAAUUCAAAGUAUCGGGUGACAACAACCAUCUGUACGGCGAUGGGCUUGCUAUCUGGCUGACAAAAGAUCGCGCUCAGCCGGGCCCUGUGUUCGGUAGCAAAGACAAUUUUGAAGGCCUGGGUCUCUUCCUUGACACUUACGCCAACUCGCGGCAUCCCUAUUCUUUCCCGCGCAUCAACGCCAUGCUUGGAGACGGCAAGACAUCGUACGACCUCGAUAACGACGGCGAGAAGAACUCCCUUGGUGCAUGCUCAGCAAACUUCAGGCGUACAAAUGUUGCAACCAAGCUCAAGAUCACCUACCUUCGUGAGCAGUACUUGAACGUGAAGAUUCAGUAUAAGGCCUGGGACGAGUGGACCGACUGCUUCACUGUUCAAGGUGUCACUCUUCCGCUUGCCCCUUAUAUUGGCUUCUCCGCACUCACCGGUGACGUCUCGGAUAAUCACGACAUCAUCAGCAUCACCACCUACUCCGCCAUCCUCUCCUCCCCAGACGCUCAGCGCGACAAACUCACAGGAAACGCUGGUCGUAAAUUCGGGAUCAGCCAAUCUUCGUCGUGGACCUGGACGUUCGUCAAGCUCUUCCUUUUCAUUGGCGUCGUAGCCGGCGCGCUCUACGGGUACAAACAGCACACGCUCAGGCAAUCGCGCGGAGGACUCGGCGGAGGGACGUUCGGGAGUAUGGGCCGAACGAUGCAGGGCCUCGGUGGAGCUUUCGACAGCAAGCGGUUCUGA
This is a messenger RNA of Epithele typhae, 1029 nucleotides long. Its product is annotated as legume-like lectin family-domain-containing protein. Gene Ontology annotation, biological process: Golgi organization; endoplasmic reticulum to Golgi vesicle-mediated transport; endoplasmic reticulum organization. Gene Ontology annotation, cellular component: Golgi membrane; endoplasmic reticulum membrane; COPII-coated ER to Golgi transport vesicle. Gene Ontology annotation, molecular function: D-mannose binding. The record is from RefSeq and is a predicted model, not a curated record. The transcript has 11 exons. NCBI's taxonomy places the organism in Eukaryota, Fungi, Basidiomycota, Agaricomycetes, Polyporales, Epitheliaceae. The coding region runs from base 1 to 1029 and encodes 342 amino acids.